Truncatella angustata is the source of this 240-nucleotide messenger RNA. Its product is annotated as trehalose-phosphatase. The annotation marks the transcript as partial. The transcript has a single exon. NCBI's taxonomy places the organism in Eukaryota, Fungi, Ascomycota, Sordariomycetes, Amphisphaeriales, Sporocadaceae. Gene Ontology annotation, biological process: fungal-type cell wall organization; cellular response to heat; trehalose biosynthetic process. Gene Ontology annotation, molecular function: catalytic activity. The record is from RefSeq and is a predicted model, not a curated record. Gene Ontology annotation, cellular component: alpha,alpha-trehalose-phosphate synthase complex (UDP-forming); cytosol.
UACCGAGUUGCCAACAAGCGCUUGUUCAUAUUCGACUAUGAUGGAACGCCUACCCUUUUUGUUGGGGAACCUAUUGCAGCCAUCCCAUCAGAGCCCGUCAUCCAGACUCUGAAGUCUUUGGCGGUUGACCACCGCAAUGCUGUUUGGAUCAUUUCUGAUCGUGACGAGGAGUUCUUACAGCAACACUCGCGUCACAUUUCCGAGCUGGGCUUCAGUGCCGAGCAUGGAAGCUUCAUGAGA